Molecule: messenger RNA, 315 nt
Organism: Aspergillus nidulans FGSC A4
Lineage: Eukaryota; Fungi; Ascomycota; Eurotiomycetes; Eurotiales; Aspergillaceae
Product: RPEL repeat-containing protein
Exons: 3
Coding region: 1-315 (104 amino acids)
Cellular component (GO): nucleus
Source: RefSeq, a predicted model, not a curated record
AUGUCCACCUCAUUCGAAACUCCCUCCAACGGCACGCCCGCAAUCGACACAACCUCCCUCGCUACCUCCCCGCUCGAACGCCGCGACUCCCUUGAGAAACACCUCCUGACUCGUCCCGACCCGAAAGACCUCAAGGAUAGGCAUAUCCUGCUCGAUACGAAUGUUGCUCCAUCCAUCCAAGCAAUGCGCCAGAAGCUUGAUCGCCAGCAGCUGUCGGAUAAUUUGAAGAAGAGCCUGGAGCAUCGGCCAGAGAGGGAAGAAUUGGUUGAGCGCCAUAUCCUCCCCGCUGACGAACAGGCGCCUGUUAAUCAGUGA